Messenger RNA from Chanos chanos (milkfish), 387 nucleotides. RefSeq names its product S100 calcium binding protein S (gene s100s). Gene Ontology annotation, molecular function: calcium-dependent protein binding; calcium ion binding. The record is from RefSeq and is a predicted model, not a curated record. The coding region runs from base 1 to 387 and encodes 128 amino acids. The transcript has 3 exons. Gene Ontology annotation, cellular component: cytoplasm. NCBI's taxonomy places the organism in Eukaryota, Metazoa, Chordata, Actinopteri, Gonorynchiformes, Chanidae.
AUGGCGGGCUCAAAAUGUGACAUCAUGUCUAAGGAACCAAGCUCCAACUUGGAGAGCGCCAUGCAGAUGCUAAUUAAGACCUUCCACAAGUACUCCGGCAAGGAGGGCGACAAGUACACCCUCAGCAGGGGCGAACUGAGAGAGCUACUGACAGAGGAACUGGGGAACUAUCUGGGGAACGCGCAAGAUAAAGACGCGGUGGAACGAGUGAUGAACGACCUGGAUGCCAAUAACGACGGAGAGGUGGACUUCACGGAGUUCAUCAUCCUCAUGGGCGCCCUCACCGUCGCCUGCAAUGACUUCUUCCUCGACAGCCCGCCCCCCAAGGGCAAAGCCGACAAGCCCAAGGCGGACGGAGACACGCCGGAGGGGGAGAAAAAGGAGUAG